UAUAAAGAAACCAGCAAAAUGCUUAUGAAUCGCGCAAGCAGACACACCUCCCGUCGAGUCGAUUAGUGGCAUUUUAUAUUUACCAGCUGCCGGUAAGUUUUAUAACAGCCUAAAUUAACGUCAAGGGGUGGGACACAGUUUCGUAGAGAAUUACUUAUAGCAUUUGCGGAAGACAGAGACCCGCGUGGUUCGCCCACCAACUCUCUAAACUCAGUGAGAAGUACCAGAUGGUGGUUGUUGUCGUUGUGAAAUGGAGUUGUCGGAGCACAUCAAGACCGCUAAUGUUGAAGAUGUUACCCUGAAAAGACCUUUCCAUCCAGCGCUCAGAGGAACCCUGUGCGUUACCAGCCACCACCUCCUGUUCUCGGACAGAAAGGAUGAAGCUUCCUGGCAACUUCUCAUUCUCCUCAAGAACAUCGAUGCCGUUGAGAAAAGUGUCGAGAAUCUUUUCGGAUACCCCAGGGCUGUGGGAUCCUCUGGUACUAUUACCAUUAAAUGUAAGGACCUGCUGGUUCUUCAGCUUGAAAUUCCCGGAAUGGAGGAAUGUCUGAAUAUAGCCAGUUCCAUAGAGGCUCUUUCAUCUCUGGAAAGUGUGACAGAGAUGUACCCCUUUUUCUACAGACCGUCACAUCUUACCCUGCAUGGCCCAUGGGGCCUGUCCUCAACGGAGCAAUAUUACAAACAAACAGAAAGGCUGUGGGACAGGUGGAGAGUCAGUACAGUAAACUCAGAUUAUUCUGUAUGCCCAUCGUAUACAUCUGCGGUCAUUGUGCCUCGUGAGGUGGAUGAUGACAAGCUGAUCCGCUCAGCCAGGUUCAGACAGGGCGGCAGAUUUCCCGUGCUCUCCUACUGCCACCAUAGGAAUGGAAUGGUGAUCAUGCGAAGCAGCCAGCCUUUGACAGGAGCCAAUAAGAAGAGAUGUAAGGAGGAUGAGCUCCUUCUCCAGGCUGUGAUUGAUGGUUCAGAGCUGGGUUAUGUCAUUGAUCUGCGUUCUGCCCAGCAAGCCCAGCAGGCCCGGAUGACAGGAGGAGGUUUUGAGUCUAAAUCCUGUUAUAGUCACUGGAAAAGAAUCCAUAGACACCAUGAAAGGGGUAAAGUUGUGCAGGAGAGUCUUAUUAAGCUGGUGGAAGCGUGCAAUGACCCGUCUCACAGUGUGGACCGCUGGCUCAGUAAAUUGGAGAACUCCAAAUGGCUUUCCCAUGUUCACAGUGCGCUGUCCACUGCAGGCCUGGUAGUAGAGUGUGUGGAGAGGGAUGGUCACUCUGUGCUUGUGCAUGGCUCUGAAGGGACAGACAACACGCUGCUGGUGAGCACAUUGGCUCAGCUUAUUCUAGACCCCGCCUCUAGAACUGUCACUGGCUUUCUCUGCCUGCUGGAGAGGGAAUGGAUACAGGCUGGACACCCAUUCCAGCAGCGCUGUGCUCAUUCGGCGUACUCUCAUGCCCGUCUGAAGCUAGAGUGCCCGUCUUUCCUGCUGCUGCUUGACUGCGUGUGGCAGGUGUGGCGGCAGUUUCCUCUGGCGCUGGAGUUUAGUGAGGCCCUGCUGCUCCGACUGGCACAAGAGGCUUAUGCUUCUAACUAUGGAACCUUCCUGUGUAACAGCGAGCAGGAGAAAUGUGCAGCAGGAGUGAAGGAGAACACACACUGUUUGUUUCAGUCCCUAUCAAAGCCUGAUAUUGAAGAGCAGUACCUCAACCCACUGUAUGAACCCAAUGAUUUGGCCAUUUGGCCCUCAGUACAUCCUCAGUCCUUACAGCUCUGGACAGGGCUGUUUCUCAGGUGGACUGAGUAUGCUCAGAACAUGGUGGAAGCUCGAGAAGAGGUGUGGAGCAUUGUGAAAGAGCACCGUGAGAAAGCUGGACCUGACCGGUCCAAUAACACACCUAGUACACACUGUGACACCCUAACCCCAUUUGAGAACCUCAUGGAUGAGCUGACUAUCUUGUGACCUCAUGGUGGAAUGGAAAUUGUAGUACUACUUUGCAUUUUUUGGCAAAAACAUAAGUAUCACUGCCAAUCAGAUAUACUAAUAUUUAAAGAGCUUUUAGAUCUAAUAUCAUUUAGGAAAGCCAUCACUGAAUAAUAAUCAGACACACUGGUAUUAUGGCCUUCUGUCUGAACAAAAUGCUAAUGUAAACAGUGCCAAAUAGGGGAAAAUGUGUGUUUAUUGGAUUUACUGUUACAUGAGACAGCAUCAGUCAUGAUGUUUUAGUGUAAACAUUUUUCACAGUUACAGACAGCUGAAUGUUAAAUGGGGUAAAUGUGAAAAGUUUGAGGACAUACCAGAAUGUGAUUUUAAGCAAGUUACAAACAGCGUUUGCAAAUGGAACACAGUUUAUAAUUAAUUAUUGCACAGCUCUCUGGAAUAUGUGAUUCUGUUUGGUUAAUCAACAGAUUUAGUGUUAAAGGGAUUGUUCACCCCAAAGAAAUUAAGAUUCUGUCAUUAUUUACUUACCUUCAAACUGUUUCAAAUUACCUGUAUGACUGUGUGACACAAAGCAGAUAUUUUAAAGAAAGAGUUUCUGGUCCCAAUUGACUUCCAUAAUAUGAAAAAAUAAUACCAUAAAAGUCAGUAGGAAAAAAGACUUCAAAGUAUGUUCUAUUAUGAAACUUAUACAGAUUUGGAACAACUUGAGGGUGAGUAAAAUGAUGAUAGCAGAAUUUUCAUUUUUGGGUGAGUUAGCUGCUCAUCCUAAAAAAAUUGAGAAUUUAAACUCAUAUCCAUGUAUUUAUUUGUUUGUUAAGCAGCCAUGCUAAAAGCAGGAUCAUGCACAGUUAGACAGCCAUGCUCAGGAAAUAAAUCCCUUCAAAGUGAUAUAACAUUACUGUACAUAAUGCUUGCUUAUGUAAUGGUUCUAAGGAUGGUCAGAAAUUAACUGCGGCACAAGAAAAUAAUGUCAACAAUUUUAGGCGAAUUCCUGUUACUAGUAGUCUGUUACAGUAGUGAACUGUAUAAUCUAACAUGGGGGGCAGUCAACUAUUGUUAAAUUAUUAUGAAUAAAUAUUAUUAAAAUGUG
Labeo rohita (rohu) is the source of this 3017-nucleotide messenger RNA. RefSeq lists its product as uncharacterized. The record is from RefSeq and is a predicted model, not a curated record. The coding region runs from base 251 to 1948 and encodes 565 amino acids. The transcript is spliced from 11 exons. Lineage: Eukaryota; Metazoa; Chordata; Actinopteri; Cypriniformes; Cyprinidae. Gene Ontology annotation, biological process: negative regulation of autophagy.